AUGGCCAACGGCUGCGGCGGCGGCGAUCCGCUGCGUGAACUCUUCGAGGCCUGCAAGACCGGCGAUCUCGCCAAGGUGAAGGCGUUGGUCAACCCGAAGACGGUCAACGCCCGCGACACUGCCGGACGCAUCACCCCCCUGCACUUCGCAGCUGGAUAUGGUAGAAAGGACGUUGUAGAAUUCCUUCUGUCUGCCGGCGCGUCGAUCCAAGCGCGCGACGACGGUGGUCUACAUCCACUACACAACGCAUGUUCCUUUGGGCACUGCGACGUUGUGAGAUUACUGUUGGAGGCAGGAGCGAGUCCGAAUACGAGAGACAAUUGGAACUUCACGCCUCUGCACGAGGCGGCGAUCAAGGGUAAAAUAGACGUAUGUAUUACUCUGCUACAGCACGGAGCAGAUGUAAACAUUAGGAAUACAGAAGGAAAGACUGCGUUAGAAGUAGCGGAUAUCUCUACAAAACCGGUACUAACGGGAGAGUAUAGGAAAGAUGAGCUCUUAGAGGCGGCUAGAUCGGGAAAUGAGGAACGAUUGUUGCAGUUGCUAAAUCCUCUUAAUGUCAAUUGUCACGCCAGUGACGGAAGAAGAUCUACGCCUUUACAUUUGGCGGCUGGAUACAAUAGAUCCAGGGUUGUACAGAUUCUUCUUCAGAAUGGCGCAGAUGUGCAUGCCAAGGAUAAGGGAGGUCUCGUGCCACUUCAUAACGCUUGUUCGUACGGCCACUUUGAGGUAACCGAGGCGCUUCUGAAGCACGGUGCCGCCGUUAAUGCCAGUGACCUCUGGACAUUCACUCCGUUGCACGAGGCCGCGAGUAAGUCCAGAGCGGAGGUCUGUUCCUUGCUGUUGAGCGAAGGCGCGGACCCGACGCAAUUAAACUGCCAUAGUAAGAGCGCCAUCGACGUGGCACCGACCCUCGAAUUGCAAGAAAGACUAGCGUAUGAAUACAAGGGUCACUGUCUAUUGGACGCCUGCAGGCAGGCAGAUCUUGCUAAGCUUAAAAAGUAUCUGUCGCAAGAGAUCGUUAACUUCAAGCAUCCCUACACCGGCGACACACCGAUGCAUUGCGCAGUGGCGUCACCGUACCCGAAGCGGAAGCAAGUUAUCGAGGCCUUGAUACGAAAGAACGCUGCCAUGAACGAGAAGAAUAAAGACUUCCUCACGCCGCUUCACGUGGCGACCGAUCAUUCGCAUUACGACGCGAUGGACAUACUGCUGCGGCAUAAUGCGAAGGUCAACGCGCUCGACGGCUUGGGGCAGACCGCGCUGCACAGGUGCGCUAGAGAGGAUAACGUACAAGCUUGCAGAAUACUCUUGUCGUACAACAUCGACCCUUCGAUAGUGUCCCUUCAGGGAUACACCGCGGCACAAAUUUCCGCCGAGAACGUAUUGAAAAUAUUGCAAGAUCCGCCGAAUGGGACCGACGAUGUGGAGGCCCAGCUCUUGGAGGCGAGCAAGUCGGGCGAUCUUUCUGCGGUAGAGAGAAUCUUGCAGGCCAAUCCACAUGCUGUGAAUUGCCGCGAUUUGGACGGAAGGCACUCGACCCCGCUGCAUUUUGCAGCGGGUUUCAAUAGAGUGCCGGUUGUAGAGUACCUAUUAGCACACGGCGCAGAUGUGCAUGCCAAAGACAAAGGUGGAUUGGUUCCUCUCCACAACGCUUGCUCUUACGGCCACUACGAGGUUACGGAAUUACUAGUGAAACACGGGGCGUCCGUGAAUGUUGCCGAUCUAUGGAAAUUCACGCCGCUCCAUGAAGCCGCCGCCAAGGGCAAAUAUGAGAUAGUCCGAUUACUGCUGAGACACGGGGCGGAUGCCACCAAAAAGAACAGAGACGGCGCGACGCCAUUGGACUUGGUGAGAGACGGUGAUCAGGAUGUGGCGGAUCUCCUGCGUGGAAAUAGCGCACUUUUGGACGCGGCGAAGAAGGGCAAUUUGGCCAGAGUUCAGAGACUGGUCACGCAAGACAACAUUAAUUGCCGGGACGCACAAGGGCGCAAUAGUACUCCGUUACAUUUAGCCGCGGGCUACAAUAACCUGGAAGUGGCUGAAUUCUUGCUCGAACGUGGAGCCGACGUAAACGCGCAAGAUAAAGGCGGCCUUAUCCCUCUGCAUAACGCGUCGAGUUACGGUCACUUGGACAUCGCGGCCUUGCUCAUUAAAUACAACACUGUGGUAAAUGCGACCGACAAGUGGGGAUUCACGCCGCUUCAUGAGGCCGCGCAGAAGGGUCGGACGCAGCUGUGCGCCCUUCUGCUCGCUCACGGCGCCGAUCCUUUUUUGAAAAAUCAGGAAGGACAGACGCCGGUGGAUUUGGCCAGCGCGGACGACGUGAGAUGUUUACUGCAAGAUGCUAUGGCUUCGCAGCAAAUCGUUCCAUCCGUGCCGUCGGGCAACAUGAGCAGCGCCGGCAAUACUAUUAACAGUAGACCACCUAGUAUCGUAUCCGUUCCUGUUACACCGCCGCCGCCCCUCACUCAAGAAACAGUUAUUAUGCCAUCUGGCGCAGCCAUGACUCUAUGCGUGCCACUGGCUCGCCCGACGUCGUGCCUGAGUCCAAUGCCAUCGAGCGAGCCGUGCUCCGAGAAAGAGUCCAAAGAUUUAUGUAAAGAACACAACGGUACCAUCACGACCGUCGCUGGUUUCCUGCAGAGCCUCGGUUUGGAGCAUCUGCUCGAGCUGUUCGAACGCGAGCAAAUCACUUUGGACAUAUUGGCGGAAAUGGGUCACGAGGAUUUGAAGCAAGUCGGAGUGUCGGCUUACGGCUAUAGACACAAGUUAAUCAAAGGCAUGGAUAAGCUGCUGAAUACAGCGGCGGGCUCGCUCUGGCAGCCCUCCAUUAAUCCGGGGACGUUAUUAGUAGACUUAUUAGCGGAAGACAAAGAAUUUUUAGCUGUCGAAGAGGAGAUGCAAAGUACCAUUAGGCAACAUAGGGAUAACGGUCAUUCUGGUGGUAUCUUCUCUCGAUACAAUAUAGUUAGAAUACAAAAGGUUCAGAAUCGCAAGUUGUGGGAGCGCUAUGCUCACAGAAGGCAAGAAGUAGCCGAAGAAGUCGGUGCUGCCGCACCCGCUUCUCCUAGUACCGGACCAAGGGGCACUCCGAGUUCGACGGUGUCACAGGCGAACGAGAGAAUGUUGUUCCACGGCAGUCCGUUUAUCAAUGCCAUUGUUCAGAAGGGCUUCGACGAGCGGCACGCGUACAUCGGCGGAAUGUUCGGCGCCGGCAUAUAUUUCGCGGAGCACAGCAGCAAGAGCAAUCAAUACGUGUACGGUAUAUGCGGCGGUACCGGAUGCCCCGCGCAUAAAGACCGAAGCUGUUACAUUUGCCACAGACACUUACUGCUCUGUAGAGUUACGCUCGGCAAGUCGUUUCUACAAUUUUCGGCAAUGAAAAUGGCACAUGCCCCGCCCGGUCAUCAUAGCGUAAUGGGCAGGCCGUCGCAGGGCGGUCUGGUGUUCCCCGAAUACGUUGUCUACAGGGGCGAGCAGGCAUAUCCGGAGUAUCUCAUCACGUACCAAAUCGCGAGGCCACAGCAGGAAAGCGGCGGCAGCGACGGCGUUGAGGAACGGUGAUCGGAAGAGCCGGGCCCCGCGGCGCGAUUACGCAGCCUCUGCUGCUGUCAGAGGCCGAGGGCAUGCGGCGCAUUGUCGCGGACAUAGAAAUUGAAAACUGUUUCGAGAUUCGUCUAGAUAACAUCAGUUCUUCCAUUUUUAACUGACUAAAAGAGAAUUUGCGAAAGUAACGGUGUGUAUGUGUGCGUGUCAUGUGUGAUCGAAAUAUGCAGAAUAUUUUAUUCCAAAAUAAUAUCCAGUCUUACUGAAAAGGAAAAUGACCAUUGUAAUAGCUUAUUUCUAGCAUUUAAAUCCGAUAUUCGAGAGCAAUCUAAUUCCGUCAGAUGAUGGAAAGAGAUGUAUAUUAAUUGUGAUGUAUAUAUUAAUACAAAAAACAGUGUGCGUCUCUUACAUCAAAUUUGAUAUGUCGACUAGAGCGUGUUGCUAGGAUUAGUCAGUAUUAAAGGAAGUUACAAUUAACGCUCGUAUACAUUUGUAUACGUAUGAAAAAGAUUAAUACAUGCUUCAAUUUGAAAAGAGGUAAAGGCGAAAGCAAAUUUCGAUCUUGAAAGUUAUACAAAAUCAUCGAAGGAAGGAUGUAAUUUACUCACCGUCUCUCACGAACAUAUAGUAGUAGCUUGUAUAAAUUAAAUUUAUCUAUUUCAUAUGUACAUUAUAGGUAAAGUCUGCAAUGUGAUGAAAUAUAUAUAUUUAUAUGUACAAACGUAAAUGUUUUUUUUUUCUAAUACGGAAUAAUAUAUUUUACAAUUAUUAUAUUUUUCUACAUUAUGAAUGAUUUUAUGGUUGCAUCUUGAUAACCGUAACUCUGCUGAGAGAAGUACAUUUGUAUUAUACGCAUUACUUUUCAUGUGGUACACGAAGUUUUUUUUUUAUUUAAUUAUUGAUGCAAAUAAAGAUCUUUUGCAUUUCGGACUUUACUUGCAAUGUGUAUAAGCUUGUAACUUCGGUAUUACAAUAUGUAAAUAAUUUAAUUACCUACUCCCUUAUAGUUCGUAAACAUAAUCAAUGGGGUUCCUAUAAUUCGAUAGCUUUCAAACACUGUAUAGUCUUUUUUUACCAAGAUGAUAUAAUAGCUAUUUUAUUAAUGUCUAUCUGUUUUCGGGAAAGGAAGAUAUUCGGGAGAUGUUGACGAAUCGCUAGUGAAAAAA
Wasmannia auropunctata (little fire ant) is the source of this 4715-nucleotide messenger RNA. RefSeq names its product tankyrase (gene Tnks). The record is from RefSeq and is a predicted model, not a curated record. Gene Ontology annotation, molecular function: NAD+ poly-ADP-ribosyltransferase activity; protein binding. Lineage: Eukaryota; Metazoa; Arthropoda; Insecta; Hymenoptera; Formicidae.